Molecule: messenger RNA, 2605 nt
Organism: Lemur catta (Ring-tailed lemur)
Lineage: Eukaryota; Metazoa; Chordata; Mammalia; Primates; Lemuridae
Gene: LSM14B
Product: LSM family member 14B
Exons: 10
Coding region: 169-1443 (424 amino acids)
Molecular function (GO): mRNA binding
Source: RefSeq, a predicted model, not a curated record
UUCGCUCGCUCGGCGCCCGCGCAGGCCCCUCGGGCGGCGGCGAGGAGGCGUCCCGGCGGCGGGGCGGAGGAGCGCAGGAGCGGGCGGCCAGGAGACCGCGCGGCGGCGGAGCGGCCCGCGGCCCGGCGCUCGUCCCCCCCCGCGGCCCGGCGCGCCCCGGCCGCCGCCAUGAGCGGCUCGUCAGGCACCCCGUAUCUGGGGAGCAAGAUCAGCCUCAUCUCCAAGGCGCAGAUCCGCUACGAGGGUAUCCUCUACACCAUCGACACGGACAACUCCACCGUGGCGCUCGCCAAAGUGAGAUCCUUUGGUACUGAAGACCGUCCCACAGAUAGGCCUGCUCCCCCGAGAGAGGAAAUUUAUGAGUACAUCAUUUUCCGGGGAAGUGAUAUCAAAGAUAUUACUGUGUGUGAACCUCCCAAAGCCCAGCACACACUCCCUCAGGAUCCUGCUAUCGUGCAAUCUUCCCUGGGCUCUGCCUCCGCCUCGCCCUUCCAGCCGCAUGUGCCUUACAGCCCCUUCAGAGGGAUGCCGCCCUAUGGCCAGCUGGCGGCCACCUCCCUGCUCAGCCAGCAGUACGCCGCCUCCUUAGGCCUAGAGAAGUUGGUAAGCCCUCCAGCCUCAGCCGCUGCUUCCAGCCCUAGCUCUUCUCCAUCUCCACAGCCCGUUUCAGAGCUUGACUUGUCCUCAGAGCCACAGCAGCCCACUGCCAAGGGAGCUGGUUUUCCGUCCAUCCCGGUUGGCAAGAGCCCCAUGGUGGAACAGGCUGUCCAGACCGGUUCUGUUGAUAACCUGAACGCCAAAAAGCUGUUACCUGGCAAGGGUACCACAGGGACACAGCUCAGCGCUCGCCAGGCCCAGCCAAGCAGCAAGACCGCCAACGAUAUAGUCCAGCCGGCAGCUGUGCAAAUUCAAGGGCAGGUGAAUGACGAGAACAGAAGACCUCAGAGGAGGCGAUCAGGGAACAGGCGAACCAGGAAUCGCUCCAGAGGGCAGAACCGUCCGACCAACGUCAAGGAAAACACAAUCAAGUUCGAGGGCGACUUUGAUUUUGAGAGUGCAAAUGCUCAGUUCAACCGAGAGGAGCUUGACAAAGAAUUUAAGAAGAAACUGAAUUUUAAAGAUGACAAAGCUGAGAAAGGGGAAGAGAAGGACCCAGCUGUGGUGACGCAGAAUGACGAAACUCCUGCUGAGGAGGACCUUCUGGGGCCCAACUGCUACUACGACAAAUCCAAGUCGUUCUUUGACAACAUCUCUUCUGAACUCAAGACCAGUUCUAGGCGGACGACGUGGGCUGAAGAGAGGAAGCUCAACACAGAGACCUUCGGGGUGUCAGGGAGGUUUCUGCGUGGCCGCAGUUCCCGAGGUGGAUUCCGAGGCGGCAGGGGCAACGGUGCAGCCCGCCGCAACCCCACUUCCCACAGAGCUGGGACUGGCAGGGUGUGAGGAUGCAGAUGAAGGCGCCUGCUCGAGUGGCACAGAAACGACGCAUGUGUAUCAGGACACAAGGAAAACAUGGCACUUAUGGGGAGAAGUGGGUCACUUUGUUUACGGAGUUUGGAAAAUUCCCAUCCUGCUACUUACGUUUUGGACUUAACUGAACUUGGUCUAAGUUAGAACCACUUGUUCUGGGGAAGUAUUCAUGGGUGACCUCUUUGAGGUGUCUUGACCUAUGUUUCCUGUUUGGUUGUGCGUAGCCUAAGGUUUUGGUAUUUUGCAGAAAGGUUUCUAUAGCGAAAGCUUGAUCCUCACUUUAUUAUUAUUUUUUUUAUGACAGCUUUGACUUUUAAAGUGGAACCAAAUCUCAAUUUGGCAAAUGUGGCAGCCAAGGGCAUCUCUGUAACCCAGCUGGCCCUGGUGCUGCUGGCGUGGCACCCCCACUGCCGAGGAUAGGGUCUCAGGAGCAGGCAGGGCCAGCACAGGAUGGUGUGGGGUGGGUGGGCCGAGGGCAGGGAAGGGGUGUCCCAUGGAUCAUGUUGUAUAAGCAAACCAGCCUACCCUGACACGUCCAGAGUGGUGCUGUCCAGGGUGGGCUGGAAAGACUGGGCGAGGCAGGAGGGACCCUGACAUUAGGUGCGGAGCUGUCACACAGAGCCCAGCCUCCAUAGGCAUCGAGGUGGGUCAAAGCCCACUACACACCCCUGUGGCAUCCGGUGGCCCUCGUGGCCUGGGCCAGCCAGUCGGUGUUGGACUCUGGCCGAGCACGUGGGUGUUCUCAUCCACUUGGAAAUGAGCCAGCCUUUUUCGCAAGGUCAGUUGACCAAGAGCAUUACUUCCCUCCAUUGUAAAUAGUUGUGUUUUUGUUUUAAAGGCAGGUGGUGGGAGGGUGGGGCUAUAAAUUUGUUGCAUGAGUAACUAGGUCAGAACCUUAGUGUGAGCAUGCGUCCUUGUGACUGACAGGGCAUUCUGUUGAAAAUAAGCACCUUGGUAACUAAAACCCCUUUAAUAGCUAUAAAGGCUUUAGUUCUGUAUUGAUUAAGUUACUGUAAAAGCUUGGGUUUAUUUUUGUAGAACUUAAUGGCUGAGAAUUAGAACACAGCAGUGGGGCUGCUCUGUUGGAGUGAUGUAAAUUGUAAUUAUAAAUAAACACGCAAACCUUUAAAAUGUU